GGCUUUGUGACACUUUACAAAAUACAUUUACAAGUCUUUCUUUACUUUUCUUUUUCCUUUUUUUCUUUAUAAACUUUUUUUUUUCUCUCUAAAAAUAACAAGAUGCCUGGAGGAGGUGAAGUGCCCGAGACUAAACAAACGCCCAAGAACAAGGCCUGUCUUAUCUGUAUUGACGGCUGGGGUAUUUCUCCCGAGGAAGACCAUAAGGGAGAUGCUAUUUACAAUGCUGAAACACCUGUGAUGGAUAAAUUAGAAAAAGAGCAUUCUUUCACAAGCAUUGCUGCUCAUGGUCUUUCUGUUGGUCUUCCUGAUGGUUUGAUGGGUAACUCUGAAGUUGGUCACUUGAACAUCGGUGCUGGUCGCGUCGUGUAUCAAGAUAUCGUUCGUAUUGACCUUACCAUGAAGAAGAAGGAAUUCGGACAAAUUGAAAACAUCAAGAACGCAUUUGAGCGUGCCAAGAACAGUAACGGUCGUCUUCAUUUCAUGGGCCUUGUUUCUGAUGGUGGUGUCCACGCUCAUAUCGAUCAUCUUGUGUCAUUAUUAGAAGCUGCCAGGGACGCUGGAGUACCCGAAUCCUACAUUCACUUCUUUGGUGACGGACGUGACACAGACCCCAAGUCUGCUUCCAAGUACAUGAAGCAACUAUUGGAAUCCUUGGAUAAGCUCCAAUACGGUAAGAUCGCUGAUGUCACUGGUCGUUACUAUGCCAUGGACCGUGACAAGCGUUGGGAACGUGUUCAAAUCGCUUUUGAUGGUAUGACCCAAGCCAAGGGAGAGGAAGCUUCUGAUCCCGUUCAGGCAAUUGAGGACCGCUACGCAAAGAAUGAAACUGAUGAAUUCUUGAAGCCCAUCAUCAUCAACAAGGAAGGUCAAAUUAAGGACGAUGAUACUAUCUUCUGUUUCAACUUCCGUGCUGAUCGUAUGCGUGAAAUUUCCCAAGCCUUUGGUAUUUCUCCCUGUCCAUUUGAUUCUCCUGUUCCCAAGAAUCUCGAAAUCUUUACCAUGACCCAAUACAAGAGCGACUUCCCCUUUAAGGUCGCCUUCCCUGCUCAAUCCAUGGACAAUGUCCUUGCUGAAUGGUUAGGCAAGAAUGACAUUCCUCAGAUGCACGUUGCCGAAACUGAAAAGUACGCACACGUCACUUUCUUCUUCAACGGUGGUUCUGAAGCCCAGUUCAACCUUGAGGAACGUAUCAUGGUAAACUCUCCCAAGGUGGCCACAUAUGAUUUGAAACCCGAAAUGAGUGCCGCUGACGUUGCAGACAAGGUCGCUGAAGCUAUUGAAAGUAGCAAGUAUCCUUUCGUCAUGUGUAACUUUGCUCCCCCUGAUAUGGUUGGCCACACAGGUGUCUAUGAGGCUGCCGUUAAGGGCGUUGAGGCUACCGAUAAGGCUAUUGGUGUUAUACUUGAAGCUUGUCAAAAGAAUGGCUAUGCCCUCUUCAUCACUGCCGAUCACGGUAACGCUGAAAAGAUGUUGGCCGAUGAUGGCAAGAGUCCUUUCACUGCUCACACCUGUGCCAAGGUGCCUUUUGUUAUGGUAAAUGACCAAGGCAAGAAGUUUAAAGAAGGAUCUGAAGCUGGUGCUCUCUGUGAUGUUGCCCCUACUGUUCUUGAUUACAUGGGACUUCAUAUCCCCAAGGAAAUGACUGGCAAGUCCUUGCUUGCUUAAUUAUAAUUAUAUUUGUUCAUAUACGCAUGUGUAAACUAGAAAUCAUAUAAACGCAGAAUUUUCUUCAAGAGCAUUCUCUUUUGUAUAAAAAGUUCUCAACAGAUAAGAAGUGUUUUUAUUGUAUUUUAUUUUGCAUUGUCCAAAUUCGAUCAACAAAGAAUGAUUAAAUGUAAUAAUGAUGAUAGUUUGAUCAGAUACGCCUGCUUGUAGGUAUAUUGUGCAACAAACUCACUCAUUGAGAACAGUCAAAGAAUGUGAGUGAAAGGAGCGGCUGUCAUUAGUGGUCCUUCUUUUUGUUUACUUUCAAGUCCUUUUAGCCAGUCUGCUGAUGAGAAACAUCUUGGUCCGUUUAUUAAUAUACUUUAAUUUAAAAGCACAGAAAUUAGCUACACAGAGUGUAUACAAGUGUUUGAAAGCUUUGAUUAAUCUUUUUAAUUUCCAAUCGUCUCGUUUUAGGAUGGUGCACUUUUCGGCUUUG
This is a messenger RNA of Rhizopus microsporus ATCC 52813, 2146 nucleotides long. RefSeq lists its product as uncharacterized. Gene Ontology annotation, biological process: glucose catabolic process. Bases 103 to 1668 code for a protein of 521 amino acids. The transcript is spliced from 2 exons. The record is from RefSeq and is a predicted model, not a curated record. Lineage: Eukaryota; Fungi; Mucoromycota; Mucoromycetes; Mucorales; Rhizopodaceae. Gene Ontology annotation, cellular component: cytoplasm. Gene Ontology annotation, molecular function: manganese ion binding.